Messenger RNA from Armigeres subalbatus, 2961 nucleotides. Its product is annotated as zinc finger protein 558-like. Gene Ontology annotation, molecular function: zinc ion binding; DNA-binding transcription factor activity, RNA polymerase II-specific; chromatin insulator sequence binding. The coding region runs from base 265 to 1671 and encodes 468 amino acids. Gene Ontology annotation, biological process: regulation of transcription by RNA polymerase II. The transcript has 3 exons. Gene Ontology annotation, cellular component: nucleus; chromosome. The record is from RefSeq and is a predicted model, not a curated record. Lineage: Eukaryota; Metazoa; Arthropoda; Insecta; Diptera; Culicidae.
GCCUCGACUGGGUUCGGUUUGGUGUUGUGUGUUUAUCCAAGCGACAGCCUAAGCUGAACUGUGUAGAUCGUUGUAGUGUUGGUCGACAAGACCCUCGGUCGUAUAAUUUACAAUUUGAUUAAUUUAAUUAUCAUUUAACUGGAAAUCAAUAGUUUUUCUCGAUGUAAGCCAAGAGAAUUGCUAAGCUGCAGUAUUAAAUGUCCCAGAAGUCUGGCGUCGAAUACAAUAAUAAUAAAUUAUAAUUAAUUGAAUUUUUGAUACAAAAUGGAGGCACGCUGCAGAUUGUGUUUCGGGGAGUGCUCGGAGAUGGAACGUAUAUUUCCGGACAAUGAGGACGAAGAUGAUGUAGAUUGGGAAUCUCAGGUGGCAAUAAAAAUCUUCAAAUGUACCUCGCUACAGUUGCCAGUUGAUGAUGAUGAUUUAACUGCACAAAUUUGCAAACCUUGUAUGACAAAGUUGGAUGAAUUUUUCCAAUUCCGUGUAACAUGCCGAAAAAACAACCUACAGUAUUGCAAGCAGAAACAGAAUGUGUCAGCGUUGGUAAAAACAGAUGAAAUCAUAAUCGAAGACGGUACGAACGAAGAGCAAGAUAAUGAGGAUUUAAAUUUGGAUAAAUUAGAUGAAACUCUGCUCCGAGCAUUGGAAGGCAAAGAUGUAUCGAUGGAUGGUUCAACUUUUGAUCAUACUUUUGGUAGUGAGGUGAAACCAGAAGAUUUGCUCAAAAUAAGUAUGGGAUUUAAUCAAGAUCAGUCCAUGAUAACUGAGGAGCCUGUUAGUUCCAGUUCGGUAAGAUGCAAUGGAUGUGGAGAGGAAUUUUCUACAGAUUUCGAAUUGAACCAGCACAUUCAAUUCUGUGUAUCCCAACCAAAGGCUGAGGGAUUCAACUUGCAAAUAUCCAAUGUAGUUGGUCGAGUCGAUCUUAGUUGUUAUAUUUGUAACAAAAUGUUUUCGACCAUGCAAGAACUCAAAUACCACGAAUCGACGCAUUCCAAUACUAACUCUAUGAAAUGCAAUUUCUGUCUUCAAACAUUCACCUGCUCACGUACUCUCAAGUUCCAUAUGGAUCAGCAUAAAGUGAAAAAUACUCUACCGGAUGGUCGAUUCAAGUGCGACCUGUGCGAUGCGACUUUCAAGCUGUAUGGAAACUUGAUCAUCCAUCGUAGAAGUCACACAGGUGAGCGACCAUAUGCGUGCAAUAUCUGCGGCAGAGCGUUCUCUACUUCCAGUAACAUGAAAACGCAUAUGAACGUUGUACAUUCGCAAGAUCGCCCGUACAAGUGUCAACAGUGUUAUAAAAGUUUCAACUCAGAGCCUCGGCUUCGGUCUCACCUGGAAACACAUUCAUAUGCUCUGGCGGGAGUUGCAAUGGGAAGCAGCUCUAGCGAGUCUGCAGGUCCUGCUGGUGGAGGAGAACUGUCCAGCACGUGUAAGAUAUGUAACAAAACCUUCAGUCAUCCGUCGUAUUUGACUAUUCACUAUCGAGUGCAUACCGGCGAACGGCCAUACCAGUGCAAGUUUUGUUCCAGUGCGUUUGCGACCAGCGGCAACCUGAAGGUGCACAUGAGAAUCCAUGCCACACAGAAAGUACGGCCAUAUAAAUGCAACAUGUGCACCAAGUCUUUCCUUCAUGCCAGCAAUCUGUCAGUACAUAAGAAAACUCAACACUAUUAAGAAUAAAGUAGCUUGGUUGAACAGUUUACUAUAAACAAAUAGGAAAAUAAUUGCUUUGUUGCAUUAUUGUUAGCGGAUUGAUUAUUAAACCGUUUCAGUGAAGUUUAGGCUUUAAUUUAUCAAUUUAGUAUGUUUAUUUUUUUUAAAUUUUUAUAUUUAACCUUAACUUAUUUUAGAUUAUAUCAAGAAAAGUAUAUUGUACAGUACUACAUAUUGCCUCAUUCGGUAGAUAAUAUUCAAGAAUGUCGAAAUUAUUGGGUAGGAGCAACUCGAUACUUUACGUCCCGAGUAAUAAUUGAUACUGUCGCUAACUAGCUGUUUUAUAAAAGUGUAAAGCAAUACCAAUUAUUAUGAAAAGUAACCGCAGGUCAUUCACAUACUACACAAAACAUCAGAUUUCUGCUAACCGGUCUUACUUUAUUUGUUGAAUAUAAGUGGAAACAUAUAUUCCAAAUUUAGAAUUUAUAGCAGAGGUCCUGAGGGAAUAUUGAAGUUAAGUUAUGGGAAUGGAAUGCAUAUUUAUGAAUAUGAAUAAUGGAAACCAUCUCCUUAUCAAUGUUGUUGUUGAUUUUCCUUAUUUGCUUUUUAUAUAUCACGAGAAAGGAACCUACGCUGUUAAAAAUUGUAUGGAAUGGUUGAAUAAGUGUCCACUAACAAGAAUUAUUCUUUACGUUUAAAUUAGCUUCGAAAUAAUUUAUGAAAAAUUUGUAUAGAGUUUUUUUUAUUUUCGAGAAUAAAAAAGUGUUUAAGAAAAAUUAUAAAUACUACUUUAAGGAAGAUAUGAUGUUUAAAUCUACUUUCAUUCAAUCCAUUUGUUUUUAACAUUUUUAUAUUAUAUAAAUUUUAGAAUUUUGACAUUUUUUUCCUUGUGAAAAUUAGAUUUUUGAACAUUGCCAUCAAGAUACUCUUUAUCAAGUAAUAAUACCAGUAGCAUGAAUAUGCUCUAAAGCAAUGAACGAUAAAAUGCUUCAAAAAGGUUACCUAUAACAUUCAGUUUUACAUAUGUGUUCGACUUGCGGUUAGCGGCAGUAUUGAUUUGCUUUUGCUUAUAAUGGGUUAAACUAGGUUGACUUCAGGUCUUUGUAUUAUAGCUUCCAAGAUUAUAAGACCUUAAUUUGAGAUUUUGUAGGUUCAGCGUUAAUUUGUUAACGUCUCAUUCAUAUUCAAACAUGCAGGAUGAAUCUAAAUAUUAGCUAUUGAAUAUAAGCGUAUUUUUUUUGUUAGAAUGGAACUUCUCAUUACAACCGAACAAUAAAAAUAAAAUAAAAUAAAGUACUUACAUACAUAUAA